Loxodonta africana (African savanna elephant) is the source of this 5771-nucleotide messenger RNA. It is a transcript of the gene DNM3, whose product is annotated as dynamin 3. Bases 443 to 1366 code for a protein of 307 amino acids. The transcript is spliced from 6 exons. Gene Ontology annotation, biological process: synaptic vesicle endocytosis; receptor internalization. Lineage: Eukaryota; Metazoa; Chordata; Mammalia; Proboscidea; Elephantidae. Gene Ontology annotation, molecular function: GTPase activity; GTP binding; microtubule binding. Gene Ontology annotation, cellular component: cytoplasm; plasma membrane; microtubule. The record is from RefSeq and is a predicted model, not a curated record.
CAGUCAGUUGCUCAGCGUGACUCAUUGCACAGAAAUACUUGGAAAACCCACAAGAGCAAGGCACUUAAGGAAUCAAGGGGAAAGAAAAUUAAAUACAGCUCCCCUACCAAAUACUAAAAUGGGAUUUAAAAAAGCCUUGGUAUUAGUUUGCAAAAAACACUGAAGAUGGUAAGGAUAAGAAGGUUUCUGGAGAGAGCAGUAGUGAGUCUUUGGUACGAGGGCCACCCUCAUUACUGUUUACACACCUUUCUCGGGGCAGUGGAGGAUUGGGAGGCCCUGAGGGAAUCCUCAGAGGCCUGCUCAGCCUUCUUGCCUGGACGAAGGGGGUGGGACUCCUGACUACCACACGGGAAGUCAAAGUCAAUUUGAAUCUUCGGUUACCCUGAAAAGUGUAGGUUAUAAAAGGGCUUGGUGCAAAGUAAAAAUAAGACAGCAGUAGAGCAUGUCUUUAGAUGAAGUACAGCUGUGGAUUUUAAAAAGAGCCAGAGUCACCAAAAUAAGACAACUCUGGGCUUCUAGGAGUCUGGGUAUUCUGGAAUCCUGGACUUCUCAAAGAAAUGUAUACAAAGACUAUCGCUUCCUUGAGCUGGCGUGCGACUCGCAGGAGGAUGUAGACAGCUGGAAGGCGUCUCUACUAAGAGCUGGGGUCUAUCCCGACAAAUCUUUAACUGAGAGUGAGGAGAAUGGACAAGCAGAAAACUUUUCCAUGGACCCACAGCUGGAGAGACAAGUGGAGACCAUUCGCAACCUCGUAGACUCCUACAUGUCUAUUAUCAACAAAUGUAUCCGUGACCUAAUUCCCAAAACCAUCAUGCACCUCAUGAUCAAUAACGUUAAAGAUUUCAUCAAUUCAGAGCUCCUAGCACAGUUAUAUUCUUCAGAGGACCAAAACACCCUGAUGGAAGAGUCUGCUGAGCAGGCCCAGCGCCGGGAUGAGAUGCUGCGAAUGUACCAGGCGCUGAAAGAAGCGCUAGUGAUCAUUGGUGACGUCAGCACUGCCACCGUGUCCACCCCUGCGCCGCCUCCAGUGGACGACUCCUGGAUACAGCACUCUCGCAGGUCACCCCCUCCAAGCCCUACAACCCAAAGGAGGCCAACACUAAGUGCUCCCCCCACGAGGCCCACAUCCAGCCGAGGACCAGCUCCUGCCAUUCCCUCUCCAGGCCCACACGCUGGGGCCCCCCCAGUCCCAUUCCGUCCAGGCCCAUUACCUCCUUUUCCCAACAGCGCUGACUCAUUUGGAGCCCCCCCGCAAGUCCCAUCUCGGCCCACGAGGGCCCCUCCCAGUGUUCCAAGCCGGAGACCACCCCCAUCACCAACUCGUCCCACUAUAAUCCGUUCACUAGAAUCCUCCCUGUUAGACUAAACGAAGUGUCUGACGUGGCGAUUAAUUACUAACGAAUUACGCGAAAGCAACCCAUUUGAUAACCGUUGCAGUAACUCAUGAGUAGCCUCGUGUAUGGACAUCAGUAGGCAAGUAACCGGUCUCACUAACGCCCUCAUCGCUCGUUCUUCUUUGCUCCUAAUGUCAGACCUUUGAGGUUUGACUCCUGCAAUCUGCUGACCCCGGAGGCUAUCGAUGUGCUAUUGACCACGGUGGGUUUGUGGAGCAGCCCUGGACUUCGGGGGCCAGUUGCCGAGCCCUGCAUAUAUUUGAAAUUGCUUUGGUCAGGUAACUCAUUCAGCAUCAUCCUUCAGUGACAUGCGACGGUGGGCUUAGACUAAGCCGUACAUAUUUCUUUUCUCAACAUUCUGUUUAGGUCAACAGAAGUUCUGUUGUCUGUUACUGAUGCUGCUGCUGUCUCCAUGGUUGCAUAUUUCCAUCCUCUUGCCUUCCUCCUUAUUUCACAGGACUGCUAGGAAAUGAUUUUUUUUUAAAUUACAAUUCUGUAAGAAUAAAACUUUUCCAGAAGCAGAAGGUAGCUUGCAAAGGAAAAGCAACGCAUUGCUUGCUGGCAAGGGCCUCUCCUCAUACCAGUGUGUUUUGCUUCAUGCUAGAAGCUCAUCCAGGAGUGAAUCAGCGCUUGUUUUUCAGUAGUCAGUCAACAGACUGGGCAAGUUAAUUUCAGAGUUCCAGGAAGAAGCAAAGUAUCACAUUUCUAGAAGUGUCUGGGGAAAUGUAAUUUCUUUACUCACUUAUAGAUUCACCUCCUCACAGGUCGCAGUGACCGCCAACAUGAAAAAUAUUUAAAUAUUUCAUAUUGAUAUAAUUUGCUGGCAUGGUUACCUAUACUUGGACACCAACUCCUUUAUUUAAUUAUUUGUUAGUUUUGGUUGGAACAAAAAUAAGACUCUUUUUCCUUGCUAAUUUGUAAUUCCUUCAUGUAAGAAUUUAUCCUAGGCUUAAUGUAACUAUCCACAAUCGGCUUUCUUAAUAAAUCUUGAGCCUUACUAUGGGAUGACCAUGUUUUAAAGAAUGGAACCAGGAAUGGAAAGGAAAGUGAGUCAGUAAUACAUGCCGUGCUUUUUCAGUUGAACAACUUCAGGUUCUCUAUCCAGGUCACUCCGGAAGAAGGUAUUGAGGCACUGAGAUCUAAAGUAAAUCAGCAAUUUCUGAAAUUUACAAGGGCAAGUUAGCCUAGGGGUUAAUAGUUCUGCCUCGAGGCUGAGUUUUUGGGCUACCAAGACCAGACGACUAGCCUGUGGGAAACAGCCAGAAGCCAACUGGAAUUUUGUCUGCUAACUGUUCCCAGACAGCAGACCAAGCAUUCACUGGGCAGUGGCGUCCCAGGACACUACUUCAUAUUCUACAGGAGUAAAUUACGUUUCGCCAACUGAAAUGUCUCCCUUUGAAAGCAGCAAGCAUGAUUUGUAUGUUAACGUAACUUUAAUUUCCUGUGUAGAUUAUACCCAAAGCAGACACCCGUAAAGUAUGAAGUAAAAAACAAAAAAAACCUCUUAACCAUUAUUAAAAAGAGAACUUGCCAAGUGUGUGGCAUUGUAUUGAAAGGGUUACAACUAGCCCAUUUAUAACAAGCAAAAAAUUGGAAAAUACAUGCUAUAGAAAAAGGGCAUUUCACCUUUUUAAGUCACAAGCGAUCAUAUAAAGCACAUCACCACUACGAGUCCUCUCAUGCCUUCUUUUUUCUCACUGGAAAAAAAAUUAAAUCUGUGAAUGGAACAGACAUGUAAAUACAUACUCUAUUUUUAAAAUAGUGUCUCAGCUAAAUGGAAAAAUCUUAAGUAAACCUCCACAGUAAAAAAGAAUAAUCUGCAGUGAGAUCUUUUCAUAAAAUUCCUUCUUUUUAGGAUUCCCUUUGCUUCUUCCUUUGAGUUCUCUAAAACAAACAGCUAACAGAUUAUAAACUUCAGGAUUUGGCCUUCUGCUAAAUGCGGUUUUGCAUUUUGCUGUAUUUCAAAAAUUUCCUUCUGUUAAAGGAAAAUACUGUGGAUAACCACUGGUGUGUUGUAAGAUCAGCAUAAACCAUGUCAAAGAAAGUUGGGCAUUUUUUUCCACGUUUCUUUUCACUGAUCUUACGCAGUCGUAAACAAUCGCGUUUGUCAUCUUUGGCUUUUAUGCUUAAAUUAUAGUCCAGCCAUUGCCCUGUUGCAACUGUCGCCCUUUGGGGUUCAUUGUUGCUCUUUUCUGCUUCUAAAUUAUUUCUCAUAGAACCCAGUCUCCUUGGAAUCUCAGCAGGCGUGUUGGAGACCAUUUCCAGCUUGCUGCAGCACUACAUUGCUCUAUCAGUAUGAAUCCCAUUUCUCAGAGUUUGUAUUCUGCUGAAGGGAGAUGCCAGGGCGCCCGAAGCUCUCAGCUCUGUAGUCUGAGGUACAGCCCGCACCUCAGAGGGCACGUACCUGUGGAGCUUCCUCAGUGUUCCCCACACCACUUCUCUUCUUCUGUGACUUCUCCCAACUGACUGCUCUGAUAUUGUCUGCAUAGUAGACGUAGCUCCAUCGUGUCUAGUCUAAUAAAAUAAAACAUUGUGUUUUAGGACUUGGAAAAAAUAAACUGUGUAUGUUUGUUUGAUAGGUAACUCUAGCUUUAUUGUCACAUGUUAAACCUUGCAUGCAUAUUGACUAACUGGAAUAACCACUUACUCAAUUGUGGACAGAUGAUUGAAAUAGUAUUGAUUUAGAACAGGUAUAUUGCAUUUCCAAAAAUCAUCUACCAAGACUACUCUUCUGAAUAUUGCAUUUAGCUGUGUUUUGUAUCAUAGAAGAGCAGUAGGAUCUGUUUAUUAGCAAAUCUCCUACUUGUUCAGAUGCAAACUCAUUCUAUUCCCAAUUAUAACAAAACCAGUUCCUGUGAUACAACUAUAAGCCUGCUGAACUUAAAGGAGUCAUAUAGGCUAAUUUUAUGACGUUUUAGUAUAGACUGUAGCCAUAAUUCUCAAAUAUGAAAAGGGACCUAAUACCAGUAUGUGAUAAAUGUUCAUUUUUUUCUGUGUACGAACAUAUUUCCUAUGCAUGUGUCUCUGUGUAUACACUAUAUACAUAGUAAACUUUGUUUCUGUAAGUACAUGUAUUUUGUGCACCUUUGAGUGAAAAAAAAAAAUGAGUAGGUAGGUUUAAAAGCUCUUGUUAAAAUGUCACAAGCAUGAGUGUGAUUGUGUGUGCAUUUUGUAUAAUGUACAUGUAUGGGGGUGUAAAUAUCUAUGUAUACAUGUCCUUAGUCCAUGUGUGUAUGAAUAUAUUUUCUAAACUGUGCUAAUACAAGAGGUAGCUUUGGGAGAUAUGCCGUAAUACGUGAUAACGGCGAUUCACUUCUCAUGGCAUACAGGAGGUACACAGUUUUCCAGCUCCAGAUUGUAUGCGUUCUGAGAGGUACAAACCUCAGAACCACCAAGAUGACAUGGUGAGUAACAUCCGCAGGCACGUGCAUGGAAUUCACAGCACUGUUAUCUAAGAAGGAAUUACCUUUGCCAAUGCAGUUUGAUAAAAGAAAGUGUGAAAUCUGGAAACCUACAUUUUAAGAUCUGUAAUUAGAAUUCUAAAUGAGGGGGGGUUGUUGGUCUACAUAGUCAUUGUCUUUCUGUGGCAAACAUCAAAAGAGAAAGUAGAUGGAUACAACAGUGUAAUAAAAUGAGUGGAUUUUUCUAAACAAAUUUCUAAAAUUCCAGGGCGAAGGUACUUAAUACCUUGGAGGUAGGUCAUCCACUUUUUCCAAUGAAUAUUUUUCAUUUGGCAAAUGGUAUGUUUUGAAAUUGAUGGGAAUCUCCUUAGCACUGAGAAUAAAGACUAAAUAGUAGAUGUCUCAGCUGUGGAACUCGAUGGAAGAAGACAGCGUAUGAGACUCAAGCCAUGGCUUGGUAUCAUUGCACCUGGUGGACUUGCUAGCUGUGAGCUCAGAAUGUAACAAUGCGAAUGACACUAGAUGAUUUUAGAGAAACAACUAUUAAUUAGUUCACCAGAUCACUCAACCCUUUCCAAAAGGCUCAAAUGUGUCUUCUAGGUAAUCUUAAUUAUCCUGUCUAUUUGGUAUGUUUAAAAUUAUGCGGUGCUCUGUAUUGUAAAACUUUAAGAUGACUUUGAUGCCUUGUAAUAUAUGCCUGGCUAUUUGUGUGUGUGUAAAUAUACGUAAGAGUGUGUGUAUAUCAGAGCGUGUGCGUGUGUGAGAGCAAGAGAGAGGAAACUCAAGAAAGAGUCUCCUGUUUGUCUUAAGACCUGUUCAUACUGGUAUACUGGUGAGACUCCUCUCUGGUCUGGAGUUUCACACAUGGCUCAGCUCAAGGCGUUAGUUUCUUUGUUAAUUUUUACCCUUUAACUCCUUAAACUGUGCUAAUUAUUUAAUGUUCUAAAAAUUAUGGUAAAAAAAUUACUCUGUCUAA